This is a messenger RNA of Chlamydomonas reinhardtii, 2987 nucleotides long. RefSeq lists its product as uncharacterized. The transcript has 20 exons. NCBI's taxonomy places the organism in Eukaryota, Viridiplantae, Chlorophyta, Chlorophyceae, Chlamydomonadales, Chlamydomonadaceae. The record is from RefSeq and is a predicted model, not a curated record. Bases 220 to 2448 code for a protein of 742 amino acids. Gene Ontology annotation, molecular function: protein binding.
UUAACACAACACAACACAACACAACACACCCCGGGCCUUACGGCCUGGACCGGCCUAGUGGCCAGACGCGUUUGUGGCUGCCCUUAGGCAUUGUCUGCCCUGGCGUCGAGAGCUGGUUAGGUUGCGGUUGAGGUCGUGCAGGCUGCGGGGUCGUAGGACUCAGCCCCGCAGCCACUGUGGUCGUGCUUUCGCGUGCUGUCGCGUGCUGCGUGUUUUGUUAUGUUUGCUGUUUUUUGUCUUCUGCCCGCCUGGUACGAUGAGACGCUGCGGCUGAAGGACUCGCCGACGCACCGCGCGGGUCGCAGCCGGGUGCGGGCGGCGCUGGGCCAGCUGGAGGCGGCGCUGGAGGACGCGGCGGCGGCGGUGGCGGCGGAGCCGCAGAACCCGGACUACCUGGUGGCUCGAGCCAUGCUUUUGGAGCGACUGGGCAGAUACCAGGAGGCCAUUGAGGACUAUGGCUCGGCGCUGCCUGGCCUCAGGGCCGCGGGUGUGCCCACCUUCGAGUGCCUGUUCAACAGGGGAUACUGCCACAAGCUGCUGGGUCGCACGGAGGAGGCCAUUGCCGAGCUGGAGGCGGCGGCGCUGCAAAACACAACCAGCAUGACCGUGCGGACGGUGCUGGGCGCGCUGUACCUGUCCAAACGCCGCUACGCCCGCGCCGCCGACGUGUUCGCGGUGGUGGCGCAGCAGCAGUACGGCAGCGCUGCCGCCGCCAGCAACGCCGCGCUGGCAGCCUACCUGGCGGUCACAGCGGACUACGACGACUCCUCGCCCGCCACACGAGCCGCCAGCCUGAAUGAGCAGCGGCAGCGGGCGGCGCGCACGGCGGCGCUGGCCUCGGCGCGCAAGCCGCCCGCCAUUGCGCAGCUGACCGGCGACUCGGUCGCCAACACGCCACGCGACGGCGAGGACGACGGCGGCGGCGGCGGCGGCGCAGCGGGCAGCGGCAGCAGGCGCAGUCUGGCCAAACAAGUCACCAAGCACCGCGAGGCGGCGGCGGCGGCGGCGGCGGCGGCGGCGGCGGGUGGCGGCGGCGGCGGCGGGCCGGGGAACCUGUCGGCACGGUCGCUCCGCGCCCGCGCCGCUCCCUCCGUAGCUGCGCUGCUGGAUGAGGAGGUGGCGGCGGACGAGGGAGCGCUGCCCUCACCGCGGCCCGGGCGAAGGGGAGGCACCGGCGCCGCCAACACCGCAUCCACAGACGCAGCAGGCGCAGCAGGGGCAGCCGACGGCGACAGCUCAGAAGACGAGCUUGACGGCGGCGGCGGUGGCGGCGGCGGCGGCGGGCCGGGCGGGCCAGAGCCGCCCCCCACUGUGUACCUGCCCGCUGACCCGCGGCAGUGGGCGGCAGACGUGGUACGGGAGAACGAGGCGCAGGCGGUGUGGGACGCAGAUAAGAAGUUGGUGCUAGAACAGGCUCUCAAGGGGUUUGACACGGCCAUGGCCAAUCAGAGGGCACUCGCUAAGGAGCGAGCGGCGGCGGAGGCGGAGGCGGAGGCGGUGGGGCGCCCCGUGGAGCGGCCGGGGCGACACGUGCUGGACUCGGACACGACGGCAGUGGAGGUGGGCGAGGCGGGCGACGUCCCCGGGGGGCUGCUGGUGGUGGUGGACCGGCGGCUCCGCACGCCCGGCACGGCCGUGGUGCACGACCGCGAGAUUGAGGGCGGAGAGCUGCAGUACAACAGGGGUCUGGUGCUGUUGGCACUGGGUCGACUGGCCGAGGCCGCAGCCGACCUGGACGCAGCCCUGGCAGCCAACCCCCACCACGCCCACUACCCCUACUACCAGUGUCACCUGGACAUGGGCAACUACCCCGAGGCCAUCGACGACCUGACCACGGCGCUGGAGGCGCUGCCGCACUCGGCGCUGCUGCUGUUCGGCCGCGGCGGCGCGCAGCUGGCCUUCGCGGCGGGCGACGUGCGCGCCGCGGCAGAGGACCUGCAGCGGGCGGCGGAGGUGUGCAAGGGCACGCUGCGCGGCGAGGGCCCUCUGUGGGAGAGCCGCAAGUUCAUGUCCAGCGGCAGCGGCACACCCGACCUCAGUCCGGCACUGUGGUACCAGCUGGGCUGUGCCCGCGCCCGCUGCGGCGCCGCCUCUGAGGCCGUGUCGGCCUUCCGUCGCGCCGCCGGCCUCAUGCCCGGACACCCCGUGUUCCUACACGAGCUGGCCAAGGCGUGCCAGGUUGCGGGUGACGCCGCCGCCGCGCUGACCCACUUCAACGCGGUGCUCAAGCUGCAGCCGCGGAACGCGCGAGCGCUGCUGCGGCGAGGGCUGGCGCUCAAGUGCCUCAAGCGGUACGACGAGGCGGCUGCGGACUUGUUGGCGGCUCGGCGGCUGGAGCCCGCCAACCCCCUCAUGCAGCUGGACAUGCGGUCACUGGGCUCCGUGUCGUUCAUAGAGCUGUGCGCGCCGGGCGAUGAGGACGACGCAUACGUAAUGAUCAAGUAUUGACAUAAUCAAGGAUUGACAUGAUCAAGGGUGACAUCAUCAAGGAUUGACAUGAGUGAAUGAGCCGCGACGUCGCAUAGAUACCCCUUGCACUUGGACCGUCGACAACGACUUUUGACCGCCGGUUUAACGGCUUCGUGGAACGGCUGUCAUUGCCACGCAAGUAUGUGAUCUGUAUCUACAUGUUGAUGGGUCGCCGAUGUUUGAUUUGUACACAUUAUUCGUGCUUUCCGUCAGUCCGGGGUCGCGUUGGGAGUCGGGCUGAGGGGGAGCCUGAGAGGGGGACGUGUACAUAGCUGCGGGGCCGGCGUGGGGUACAACGAAGCAGGUGCGCGUGAGGCAGGGUGUCAUCAUGGCAUGCAUACUGAUUCCGCCAGCGACUUGGGUGGCUGCCCCUACCGGUAGUCCACCACGGAGGCGGGCGUGUUUGCAGUGAGGCACGAGUGCAGGAAAAGAUGGGUCGCAGCAAAUCGAGUGAUGGGCAAUGGACAACGGAAGCGACGCGCCUCUUGCACAGGCGACUUUUGUAACUCUGGAACGCC